GAUCACAUGCAGACAAUCAGGACUCGGGCGGCUCUGCUUAGGUAGAGAUUGCGUCGAGGAGGUGGUUUUCACAGCAGCGUACGGCGACCUGUAAAUAUGGAGCCUCUGGAGGAAUACCACUCUCCGUUUGACUUUGAACAAGGGGUCAACUCCAGUUAUCUCUACCUCUCCCCAGAUUACAGCGACACGCCGCCCAGUUCGCCAGCUGUCAGAUCCAGAGAUUUCCAGGAGCAACCUGACUCUGUAGCCGAGGUGGGAGAGGAUGCAGUGACAUCUGUCGGUGCAGCUCCUCUUCCUCCUGUCAUGACGGAGGAAGAGCGUCAGGAGCUGCAACAGGAGCUGGCUAAGGUUGAAGACGAGAUCCAGACUCUGUCCCAGGUGUUGGCAGCUAAAGAGAAGCAGCUUGCAGACAUCAAGAGGAAACUGGGCGUCACGCCUUUAAACGAGCUGAAACAGAACAUCACCAAAACCUGGCAGGAAGUCACCACUUCCACAGCCUACCGGAGGACGUCUGAAACUCUGUCUCAGGCCAGUCUGAAAGCGACGGCAGCCUUCUCCAACAUGGGCUCGGCCAUUAGCAAGAAGUUCGAGGAUGUCAGGAACGCACCAACUUUCAAGUCACUGGAGGAGAAAGUCGAAACACUGAAGACUAAGAUCACCCCCACCGCUCCUCCCAGCAACCAGGACGGCAACAUCCCGGAAACCACCGAGUCUUUGAUCAACCAGCCUGAGGACGCCCCCACCCAGGACGCACCCAUGCAAUGAGACUGAGGCCGCACUUUCACCCUCUGACCUCUUUACCACCCGCACCCCCCCACUCCCCGCCCUGCUCCUCUGACCAGUUUAACUCUUGUGUGCCAGUCUCCCUCUAUUGGAAACAAAUGCCUUCCCAGCAUCCUCUGCGAUCGACUUGCCCGCUGUCCUCUUCCAACACACACGCUCAGUCGUUAGCUUGUCUGAAACUAAAACCACAGGAUGGGUUCAGGCACAUAUUCUCAUGUCUUUUGGGUUUAUCUAGUUGGUUUAGGCUCACCAUUAGAGGAAUCCUUUUUCCUUGUUGCACUCCUUAUUUCUUUGCCUUUUUUUUUCUAACCAGAAAAGCUUGAAUGCCAAACAUGCUCCAGUGUACUUUAGUUUCUUUAUGAUAUUAACACUCUAGUGUAGAAAACUGUGCCGUUAGAACAAUUGUAGUGUACUUCAGAAAUGUAUUAAAUGUUGGAGUCAUUGUUAUUAAACACGGGUGGUUUUGGCUUAGUUUUUCUUCUUGGGCCAAACUUUACCCCCCCCCCCCGAGAAAUAUAACAUGGUGUCCCAGCAGUGAAUAUUAAUAUUUUUGUAUCUUAUGCUGCGCUCGGGUCGCUAGGCUUUCCGGGUUUGAUACACUGUGUUGUUAAUAUGACUACUGACUGCACGUUUCAGAUUCAGGCAGACCUUCCCCUUUCAUUGUAGAGAAACCUGUCACGGCCCCCGCGCUCGGAAAGCUGCAGGAAAACGGCCAAGAUCAGCAGAAUAGCUCAGAGCAAACACGCCGUCAAGGUCCAGCCUUGACCUGAGGUGACAGAGAAAUAAAUGUAGCCUCCACAGCCAGCCAGAGUCAAUAUUUGAACACUAGUGCAUUGUUUCUGCGAGAGCGGCAACACCCAAACUACCCAUGCCGUGUAGUGCACAGCGCUGCAGUAGUGUUUCCCCCUUUUUUUAUUGUGACAAAAACCAGCUUGAUUGAUUGAUGGCAAGUAUUUGUAGAAAACGUUUCUUUUGCAUUUAUCGAAUACUUUUUUAUUUUUUUAUAUAUAUCAAAACUGUAGUUAGAGUUGGCUUUACAGCCUCAUGCUGCUUUAUGUCGAUUAUAUGCUGGAAGCAAUUAAACUCUAAUUUAUUGGGCUUCAAACAGUGAUCAAUAAAACCCAAACGGAGCCGAUUUCAACACAAGCUGAGGUAAAGUCAAACUAAAUGAAGGACAAACUUUUCUAUUGGGCGCAGCAUCAAACUGGUACAAGUCCUCCCCUGCUGGUGGAUAAGAGGUACUGCAUGCAUAUAAAUCAACUCCCACUAUCAGUAUGAAACAUGAGUGAUGCCGCUGAGCUGUAAACUGUGGAUCAGAGAAAUCUAGUGUUUAGUGUUGUUUUUCUUUGAUUGUUAUCAAUAAAGAUUCUCAUGUUUUCACUGAC
Xiphophorus couchianus (Monterrey platyfish) is the source of this 2168-nucleotide messenger RNA. RefSeq names its product tumor protein D52 (gene tpd52). NCBI's taxonomy places the organism in Eukaryota, Metazoa, Chordata, Actinopteri, Cyprinodontiformes, Poeciliidae. The transcript has 6 exons. Gene Ontology annotation, cellular component: cytoplasm. Gene Ontology annotation, biological process: B cell differentiation. The record is from RefSeq and is a predicted model, not a curated record. The coding region runs from base 97 to 765 and encodes 222 amino acids.